Messenger RNA from Dalotia coriaria, 1189 nucleotides. RefSeq lists its product as uncharacterized. The transcript has a single exon. NCBI's taxonomy places the organism in Eukaryota, Metazoa, Arthropoda, Insecta, Coleoptera, Staphylinidae. The record is from RefSeq and is a predicted model, not a curated record. The coding region runs from base 324 to 1145 and encodes 273 amino acids.
UCGGUUUAUAGUUUGACAGCUUAUACAGAAAAUAAUACAAUACUGGAUUUUACUAUCGAAUUAGAUGAAUGAAAUCAUUACUUAAAAUCAGUUUUAUUCUUUAUUUUAUCUUAAGAAUAAAACUUAAUUAAAUUCAGUUAAUUAAUUUAUUUAAAGCGGCAUUCAUUUAUGAGAAGGUACGCAGGUGGUUGGGAAAGCUCGUAAUUCAUAAACUAAUUUGUACCCAAAGUGUAAUACAAAUGAUGAAUAAAAUCGCUAUAAAAUUUUACACCGCAAUAAAUUAAAUAUGAAUAUGUAGCACCAGUUGUGUAAAUGUCAGUCAAAUGUCCAAUCAAGUCAAAUCGUUACGCCACAUUCGUUUGCACCCAUUCCCAUCCAAAUUUCAGCACGCUUUGAACAUCACCAUGUCACAACCGUUGUUCGGUGAAGGCACCAAUGUGUACAAGUUCCCCUCACAACAGCAUCUUCCGGUGAAAUUCGGCCCGUACACACUGUGGCUUCAGGAGAACAAAAACCGCGAGGUAUUCGACACCACGAGCACAAGACUCGUCAGCCACCCGCACCAAAGCGAAGACUGCACCAACAACGCCUGCUGGCCGGAUGUCAGCUACACAUAUCAUCCGCAAGCGCAAGAAUUCGCCCUGCGAGGCUUCACCGAAACAGCGCGGCCACCACAACAGAGCGGAACUAUCAACACGUUGCAGUAUCAAAUAGCACUCAAAGAACUAGAGAGGCAAUGCCUCGAAACUAUGCUGUUACGCGAGCAGAUGCUUAAGAAUCCGUACACGUUGAAAUUCACGGAUAAUACCAGCACAUUAACAGACACAGCGACGAUUUGUGAUUGCGAAGCGCCCAAACACAUGGAUGUUGCAACCACCGCGGAAGGUGUUAAGGAAUUGGUUGAGAUGGGUGCACAAACGGAUUUUGUACAAUUUAGAAACGAUCAGACAGAUAGUGAUAACGAGGGUCCGAGUAGUCCGAGUGAAACUGAUACGAGUGAUUGUGAAUCUCUUACUGAUAUGGAGAAAUCAGAGGCGUCUGAUGAUAUGGUUACCAGCGAAACAGAGCACAAAAAACCCAGCCGCAAAUCGUGUCUGAAAACGGGCAAACGCACGACGAAACGACGCAUUCGAUUUUCGCAGUAACGAAUUUUCCUGGAAGCAUCAUAGCAAUAUACAUAUUUUUCGAA